AUGGCAGCAGACUCUGCAGUCGCCAAAGCUCCCCAUGUUCCACAGCCCACAGUUGGAACAGCCCUGGUGAGGGUCCAAACUGCAUGUCCAGUUGUGGGCUGGGGUCUACCGGAGAGGAAACGGGGACCUCCCUGUCUCCCGCACGGCAUCGGGCUGGGCUCCACAGUGUGCGGGAAGCCCAGGGGCGUAGGGAUGAUCACUGGUGGCCAGGAGGCCGUGGAGGGCCAGUGGCCAUGGCUGGCCAGCCUGCAGUACCGGGGCAGUCAUCCCUGUGGAGCUGUGCUCAUUGAUUCCCACUGGGUGUUCUCUACCGCCCACUGCUUUCCAAAGAAGUCUCAUGCCCCUGAAGAUUACUGGGGGUUCGGGGGAAGUACGCAGCUCUACCAGGACACCCAAUAUGCCAGGAGGGUGACUGUGAGCUGCAUUAUCAUCCAUCCAGACUUUAAGAAGCUCCACCAUUUUGCAACGGUGUUACAACUGCACCAACCUGUGAACUUCAGCUCCUAUAUCAUUCCUGUCUGCCUUCCAACCCCUGGCAUGGAGCUGCCCCUUGGCACAUCUUGUUGGAUAACUGGCUGGGGAAAGCUCACCGGUGAUUCUGGAGGCCUUCUGGUCUUUGACUUCUCCAAGAGUUGGGUUCUUCUGGGGUUGGCCAGUUGGGGCCUGGACUGCCAGCGUCCCAUAUCCCUCAGUGUCUUCACCAGUGUUGCCCAUUUCAUCAAGUGGAUCGUCCAGAUCCAGAGACUUGUGCCUCUUCCUGUUUCCUUGUCUGCUCCUCCUGAGGUGAGCAUAUCUUCCCAGAUGAUGAUCAAUCUCUACCAUCCUUCAGAAACGAUAGGACAGGCCCAUAACGCAAAUGAUGGAAACAUCUCUGGAACCUGGAGGUCUGAGAUGCAGGGGCAGCAGGGCUGA
Messenger RNA from Sorex fumeus (smoky shrew), 912 nucleotides. RefSeq names its product putative serine protease 47. Gene Ontology annotation, molecular function: serine-type endopeptidase activity. The transcript is spliced from 5 exons. The record is from RefSeq and is a predicted model, not a curated record. Gene Ontology annotation, biological process: proteolysis. Bases 1 to 912 code for a protein of 303 amino acids. NCBI's taxonomy places the organism in Eukaryota, Metazoa, Chordata, Mammalia, Eulipotyphla, Soricidae.